UGCGCGGAAUGACUGACAUGACAGACAGCAUUUGAUAGUAGAGCAGGCAUUGGCAGUUCUGGUUCUGGGUUUCUGCAAAACGUAAAGCAAAAAUGGCGAAAAGAAUCGCAACAAGCUCUGUAAACUGGGCAGCUUUAGCUGAAAGGGUCCCACCUGAGCAGAGGGGCAACCUGACUUCUUUCAAAACAAGAUCCGACUCCUAUCUGCGAAGGGUUAUGGCCAACCCUCCAGAGCCACCAAAGAUUAACUGGGCUCACUAUAAACAAAUCGUGCCUAUCCCUGGCAUGGUGGACACCUUCCAGAAGCAAUACGAGGCUCUGAAGAUUCCGUACCCAUCAGAUACGCAAACGGCUCAAGUCGAGGCCCAGUGGAAAGAGAUCAAGCAACAGAUUGAAAGCUAUGUCCAAGCAUCCAAUGCUAAUAUUGCAAAGUACCAAAAGGAAAUCAGCGAGACCAAGGCACUUCUACCAUACGAUCAGAUGACCAUGGAAGAUUACCGCGAUGCCUAUCCCGAGCAGGCAUUAGACCCGAUCAACAGACCAACCUUCUGGCCACACACUCCAGAAGACCAGCCAGAGAACUUCAAGGCAGACCCGAAUGCAGCAUCCGCUCACUAAAUCAUUUGGGCUCCUUGAUAUAAAAAUCAUAAAACUGUUUCACACUAUUUAUUGUGAUAGUUUACAAAUUGUAUCAAGGAGGUGAUGAAAUAUUCUGUUAUUAUUUAGAAGUAAAGCGAAAUAAAUAUUU
This is a messenger RNA of Plodia interpunctella (Indianmeal moth), 747 nucleotides long. It is a transcript of the gene ATPsynD, whose product is annotated as ATP synthase, subunit D. The coding region runs from base 93 to 617 and encodes 174 amino acids. Gene Ontology annotation, biological process: proton motive force-driven ATP synthesis. The record is from RefSeq and is a predicted model, not a curated record. The transcript is spliced from 3 exons. Gene Ontology annotation, molecular function: proton-transporting ATP synthase activity, rotational mechanism. Lineage: Eukaryota; Metazoa; Arthropoda; Insecta; Lepidoptera; Pyralidae.